Fusarium pseudograminearum CS3096 is the source of this 1044-nucleotide messenger RNA. RefSeq lists its product as uncharacterized. The coding region runs from base 1 to 1044 and encodes 347 amino acids. The transcript is spliced from 3 exons. The record is from RefSeq and is a predicted model, not a curated record. Lineage: Eukaryota; Fungi; Ascomycota; Sordariomycetes; Hypocreales; Nectriaceae.
AUGAGCUCUCCAUCACAAGCCGGGCCUUCUUCGCCCAGAGAAGAGAAGAAGGAGAAGGGUUUCAGCAAGCUUCUUAAUCGCACCAAGACCUUCCUCAAGAGGGAGAGUUCUUCAAUGUCGUCUAAGCGCCAGUCGACUCUCGGUACCUCUCAGCCAGCUGCCCCAGCUAAGGUGGGAGAGACUCCCAAGACUAGCCAAGCUCCUGCGGCUGAGGUCAAGAAAAUCGACGCCAAGGCCAAAUAUGAAGGCUUGGAAGGCGUUUCCAAGUUGACAAGGAGUCAACUGAUUGAGGAGCGUGCUAAGAAACUCAGCGAGCGUUAUGGACUUGAUAUCAACGUUUCCGAACUCCAGACUGGAUCUCCCGAUGACACCGUUCUCCGCAUUGACAAGCCGAUCCGUAUGCGCGUACGACGAACCUGUCACAAGUGCGACACGACCUUUUCUUCCGCCAAGGAGUGCCCUAGCUGCCAGCAUGCCCGUUGCACCAAGUGCACCCGCUACCCUCCCAAGCGAAGUGAGGCCGAAAUCAUUGCCAGCCGUGAACGACGUGCCGCCAUCAUCAAGGCCAACAAGGAGAACGCUCCCAUUAUUCCCGACUACUCUUACGCUUUUGAUGAGAAGAAGAUCGUUCUUACCCGACCCAGCAAGACCGGUGGCCAGGACCUGGUUCACAAGAAGCCUCGUCAGCGUGUGCGAAGAACCUGCCACGAAUGCUCGACCCUCUUCAUCUCCGGUAACAAGACAUGUGCCAAGUGCGGCCACGUUCGCUGCACCGACUGCCCUCGAGACCCGCCCAAGAAGGACAAGUACCCAUACGGUUAUCCCGGAGAUGAAUUCGGUCCCAAUAGUAUUCCACACUACCAAUGCAAGGAAUGCAAGACAAUAUUCCCAACUGGUGCCGAAAAUGGAAUACCGUGCACAAAGUGCGGCUCGGAGAAAACAGACGAAUCGCCUCGUGUUAAACCUCGCAAAGUCGAACCUGAACCAGACCCAGAGGUUUUGAAGAGUUUACAGGCACGACUGGAGAGUUUAAAAGUGACAUAG